Phaedon cochleariae (mustard beetle) is the source of this 696-nucleotide messenger RNA. The record is from the annotation of a GenBank genome assembly. Lineage: Eukaryota; Metazoa; Arthropoda; Insecta; Coleoptera; Chrysomelidae.
AUGGAAAUUCCUGCUAGCCUUCUUGUGACUACAGGCACCUUUGUUUAUGUAGCUGUAAAAGGAUCAUUACAUUCUUCUGAUACAUCUGUAUUUGGUCUCUGUGAAGUGGAGGUGAAAGCAUUGGUGAAAAGAUUUUCCAAUAAGCAGAAGGAAGUUAUAAAUGGAAUUAUACUAGAAGCCCCACCCAUAGUAGUAAUAAAUGCCCUUAGUCAGCUUGGGUACAGGGUGGUAGCUACUACUGGGGCAAGUCAGUCUCUAGAUGAAAUGGAAUUCGAAAGAGGGAUCUGGUAUGCUGCUCAAUAUGGUGAUCUAGACAGAGUCAUCAAAUUGCUGAAUAAAUGCAAUGACCCAGACAUGAGAGAUACUGCAGGAUACACUGCUCUGCAUUAUGCUGCAAGGAAUGGUCACAUGCAAGUGUGUCAGCUGCUGGUUAAUAAAGGGGCAGAUGUUAAUGGGGUAACAAGAGGUGGAGCAACAGCUUUAGGCCGUGCUGCAUUAGCAGGUGAGGGACAAAUUGUUGAUUUUUUAUUAACAAUGAAAGCAGAUCCGUUCAUCCAAGAUUCAGAUGGUAAAACUGCCCUCCAUAGAGCAAAGGAAAAUGGACAUCUUGAAAUAUGCAGGAAACUGUUGAGGUUUGCUCCCACUCUCAAGGAAGUUAGUGAUAACAAAGGCAAUAAAGUUGAUGACCUGAUUUGA